AUGGUUGAGAUCACAGAGUUGGAUGCGAAAACGGACCAGCUGGUGAGCGAGUGGGAGAAAAGACGGUACGUUCCCAAACAAGGAGAACCAGACCUGCCACCACAGCUUUCUGAGCUGGCCGAGAAGCCUACAGAGGAGAUCAUGGACGACCUGAACAGAUUACCGUUAUUCAUGACAGAGCUGGAUGAAACAGACGGAGAAGGCGGAGAGAACCUACAGGUGGAGGCUCUGAAGGCUUUGGCAUACGAAGGCGAACCAAAUGAGAUUGCCGAGAACUUCAAAAACCAAGGAAACGACUGCUACAAGGCCAAACAGUACAAGAACGCUGUGGAGUACUACACCAAGGGGCUGGAUGUUGACUGUGGAGUGGACGAGAUCAAUGCUGCGUUGUAUCUUAAUCGGUCGGCGUGCAAUUUGGAGUUGAAAAACUACCGUCGAUGCAUCAACGACGCCAAGGAGUGUUUGAAGAUCCAGCCAAAGAACGUGAAAGCGCUUUUCCGUUCUGCCAAGGCGUUCCUGGCCAUUGAAAAGUACGACGAGGCCGACCAGAUCUUGCAGUACGCCUCGUCAAUCGACAACAGCUCACCGGCGUUCAAAGUUUUGGUGAGACAGUUGGAGGAUCGGCGUCGUGUUUUACGGGAGCUAGAGGAAAAAAGACGGCUGGCAGAAGAGACUAAAGAGCGCAGAAAGUCCAACUUGAAGCAGGCAGUCGCUGUGAGAAACUACAUCAGUAUUUCCAGAACCGAUCCCUCUGAACUUCCUGCGGGAACGGCCAUCCGGUUGGAGGAUCCAGACGAUAUCGAGACACAGCUUAUUAUUCCAACGAUGGUUCUUUAUCCAACAACGGACGAGUUUGAUCUGAUUUCCGAGGUGAGCGAGCUGUCCACUUCAGGAGAUCUCAUUGAGAUUGUUCUGGACCGUCCAGAAUCUUUCUUUGAGGAUCCAAAGCAUACUAAUUUCAAACAACUGGAAGCUUUCAUGGAAACAGAGAGUGGAGGAUUAAUCAAGGCCGGCAAGAAGGUGACGUUCAACUCGAUCCUGGGAUCAGCCUCUCCACGUGUGCCGCUCUUUGACAACAUGAUGAGAAUCUUCUUGGUUCCAAAAGCCGAGUCAAAAACAUGGAUCUCGAAAUGGAGUAAGGAAGCUGCUUUGAAAAAGAGACUAGUGUAG
Messenger RNA from Ogataea philodendri, 1170 nucleotides. RefSeq lists its product as uncharacterized. Gene Ontology annotation, biological process: protein folding. The coding region runs from base 1 to 1170 and encodes 389 amino acids. The record is from RefSeq and is a predicted model, not a curated record. Lineage: Eukaryota; Fungi; Ascomycota; Pichiomycetes; Pichiales; Pichiaceae. Gene Ontology annotation, molecular function: Hsp90 protein binding. The transcript has a single exon.